CAAGACAAGCAUGUAACUUUAGCAUGGCCCUUGGUGUUUUCGGAAAGGAAAAUGUUCAGUCAGACAAUUUCUUAUUACCAUUCUAAUUUCAUUCAGUUAGAUAUUUAGGAAACCAUUCAUCUUUCGGACAUGAAUCCAAAAAUAUUGAAUUUUGACAAAACACUCCUCUUUACAUAUAUGAGGUCAUUGCUUUUUACGGUGCCUAUUCGGAUGUUUUGACUUUUCUUGGAGAAGAUCUAGUCAACUACAAAGUUGAAAGAAACCCAGAUGAUAAAAUUGAUGAUGAAGGAAGGGAUUCUCGAAGUCCCGGAUGAGGCUGUGGCGGAAGAUGAGUCAAAAGGAGGGCUCUAUGAUUGUGUUUGGGCUCCAAUGUGUUGGUUCAAAAUGCUUGCCGAUGAAAUGCACUGGAGUUUUGUGUAUGGAGUGGUGGUUGUCUAUGGAAUAAGCCAGGGUUUGGGUGGAUCUCUUGCCCGUGUAGGCACAGAGUACUACAUGAAGGAUGUACAGAAAGUGCAGCCUUCUGUGGCUCAGAUUUAUGGAGGAAUUACUUCAAUACCUUGGAUGGUCAAACCUCUCUGGGGGCUACUUACUGAUGUUCUUCCAAUUUUGGGAUAUCAUCGGCGGCCUUACUUUGUUUUAGCAGGAAUGCUCAGUCUCAUCUCCAUGCUAUUUUUAUCAUUGCAUAAAAAGCUUCACCUUGCAUUUGCCCUCCUGUUACUCACUGGCGGAAGUGCUGGGGCAGCAGUAGCGGAUGUAACUGUGGAUGCAUGUGUCGCACAGAACAGUAUUAGUCAUCCUUCCCUUGCUCCUGACAUGCAAAGCUUGUGCGCCUUGAGUUCCUCGAUUGGAGGGCUACUUGGAUUCUCUAUUAGUGGGAUUUUUGUUCACCAUAUCGGCCCCAAGGGGGUGUUUGGCUUGCUGACAGUCCCGGCUGGACUUCUAUUAUCAGUCGGGAUAAUGCUUAAGGAGCCUCGCACUACCAAUUUUGCUUAUGGGAAGGUAAACCAGAAGUUUCUUAACGCUGGCAAGACUAUGUGGACAACGUUGAAAUUGCCUGAUGUUUGGAGACCAUGUCUGUACAUGUAUUUAUCCCUUGCUUUGAGCUUGAAUAUCCACGAAGGAAUGUUCUAUUGGUACACGGACUCAAAGAGCGGUCCAUCUUUCUCUCAGGAGACUGUUGGCUUCAUAUUUUCUGUUGGUUCAGUUGGCUCACUAUUGGGAGCAUUACUAUACCAAAAUGUUCUGAAGGAACACCCUUUCUGGGAUUUGCUUUUCUGGACUCAGUUACUAUUUGGCUUGUCAGGAAUGCUAGAUUUGAUGUUAGUACUACGACUAAACCUCAAGCUUGGAAUACCGGAUUAUUUUUUCAUUGUGAUUGACGAAAGUGUGUCUCAAAUGAUUGGAAGACUGAAAUGGAUGCCUCUUCUUGUACUCAGUUCCAAGCUUUGCCCCUCUGGCAUUGAAGGAACCUUUUUUGCUCUUCUCAUGUCAAUCGAUAAUGUUGGGCUUUUUUCAUCAUCUUCGGGAGGUGGGUUUCUGCUUCACCUGUUGAAUGUCACUCGAACGCGGUUUGAUAAUCUAUGGCUGGCCAUUUUGAUCCGAAACAUAUUGAGAGUAACUCCUCUCGGUCUCCUGUUUCUGGUUCCGAGAAGUGAUCCGAGCUCUUCCAUUUUUCAAAGUGAAAUGUUUGGUGCAAAAGAGGUUGAUGAAGCUUCAGAAAGUGAUAAUGUUGAAUUGGUCUCUCUCGUUAAUAGCAUGGAUGCUGGUAGAUAGCAUUGACAUCAUCCAAGAUAUGCAUUUACAGGUCAAGUCCCCAAAUGGGGAAUGUGAAAAUCCAUGAUCUUGUGCCAUUGUGGGUUCUAUCUUCUUCUUGUAACUUGGAAAAAUCAGUAAGGGGAUCAUCGGAUUCUGGAAAUUUAUUGAUUCUUCUCUGGAGUUUUACUUCACUGGUUGUAUUUUGACAGUGUUCAAACAUGUAAGAGAUGCAUUUCUUUUUCUUUCUCGGCUAAAAAUAUCCCAAAGAUGUUGCCUAGAUAUUGUGCGAUUUGCAACUAAAUUGAUAUUUUUCUGUCUAAAUUUAAGCAGAGUUUUGUUUUUA
Tripterygium wilfordii is the source of this 2098-nucleotide messenger RNA. RefSeq names its product probable folate-biopterin transporter 2. The transcript has 6 exons. The record is from RefSeq and is a predicted model, not a curated record. Lineage: Eukaryota; Viridiplantae; Streptophyta; Magnoliopsida; Celastrales; Celastraceae. The coding region runs from base 268 to 1773 and encodes 501 amino acids. Gene Ontology annotation, cellular component: membrane.